AGUAGCCCCGCUCGGCGCGAGCGGCCGCCUUCAUUUGCGUCGGCAGCAUUCCGGAGAGGGACGUGUACUCCGGGGGCCGGCGGGUUGUUAUGGACCGGACUCCUCCUCCAGUCCACUUGGGAGAGCCUUGCGUGACGGACGGAGAGGCGACGGUCGCGAUGGGUGUCGGUGGCGUUUGUUUGCAGCGCGGCGUGGAUGUGGUUUUCCAGGGAGCUGGAAGUCUGGAAGUUUAACCUGAAGCGCCGGUCCGGAGUUCCCUUCACUUUCCCUCGGCUGCUUGGAUCCUGCACCAUGUAGUCCUUCACGUGUCGCCUCCUCCUUAACUUCUCCACGCGCGGAUGAGGACGCGGACUCGGUAGGACUCAGCCGGGGCCGGACCGCGAGUGCACAGGCUGCACCGGGCGGGCGCUCCGAGUUUUCCUUGGGAAUAAAGUUUGGAGGUCUCGCGCGCCUUUGUCGGUUCGACAGAGACGCGUCAGAGAGCCAGUUGCCCCUGCGCGCGACAGCCGCGAGGAAUAAAGACCAUGGAGUGACUCCCGUGGUCGUCCGCUCGGGUCCCCGGUGGUUUUCUCUUCCCCCCCCCCAAUAAAAACAAAAAGUCCCUCGCGAUGAUUUCAGAAGAGAGAAGCGGUCACGCGCCGAAACAAGCCCUGAACUUCCCCGUGGGUUUGCUGAUCCGCUCCCCCAAAAAACGGCUCGCCAAGCUGGGGAGGAAACCCAGCAAUGGUUCGCUACAGUCCAACAACUCAGACAACACCAUCCGUUCAGCAGAGAGCGUGGGUGUCAGGCAGCCAGCCAAGAGCAAAAUCCGCCGACACAACAACCGAUUAUCUACCGUUUUCAACCGCAGCCCCAACCUGCGGGACGGGGGACACCACGGCCCCAGUGAUAGAUACAUGGCGGGGGACCUCCAGGCGAGAGACGACCCCGCCGAACUGUCCAGUCAAAUGUCUGCCCCCGGCAUCCUCAAGAUAUUUGGCAGUGACAUCUGCCAUGGGACCAACUACAAGAGCGUCCUGGCCACCUCUCGGUCCAGCGCCAAGGAGCUGGUGAAGGAAGCCCUGGAGAGGUACUGUCUGGAAAAAGAAGACUCCGACAACUAUGUCCUGUGCGAUGUGAUCGGUCAGAUUGGCGCGGACCACCAGUGGAAAAGGGAGUGUUUCCGGGUGGUGGGCGACAACGAAAAGCCUCUGGUUUUGCAGUCCCUCUGGAAACCGAAGGAGGGCUUUUCCCGGCGUUUUGAAAUCCAGAGGAGAGCCAGUAUAGAGGAGCAAAGUGCCAAGGACGCGGACACAAUCACAGCAGGCAUCAAUGCCCAGGCGCGCAAGCUGCAGAAGAACCGCUCCAGAGUGACCUCGCUGUUUGUGGAUGACGGCGGCGAGGACACGGACGGGCUGGGGGUGUGGAGGAGCCUGAGCGAGAUGGACCUGUCGGCCAUGAGCAAAGAGGCCGUCCGGGUCCAGCAGAGCCUGCUGCGGGAGGACCCCGAGGCCGAGGCCGACAAGGAGGUCCUCCGCCUGGGCAUGGAGAAGGAGGAGACGGAGAGCAGCGAUGACAACACCACCCAGUACUCCAUCCACCCGCCGUUCGACUUCCCGUACUUCCUGCUGCUGCAGGGCUACAGCCACAGACAGGAUUUUGUCAUUUACUUAAUGAGCGGGACCACCACCAUCUUUGGCUGCUGCCGGGAGCACUGCAACGGAGAGGACGAGGAGAGACUAAAGGUCGACAUCCUCCUCUUCGCUCCCGAUGUGUUGCCUCAACACUGCUGCGUCCGACGUCUAGACUCUACCAACCUCACUUCCACGGGGGAGGCCAAACAGACACUGACGAUGCUGAAGCCUCUCCACGGUGCUCCGGUCACCAGAAAUGGCUUCCUCUUGAAGGAGGAAGUCGAACUGUGUCCGGGGGACUUAGUGGGCUUGGGAAAACACUACUUGUUCAUGUUCAAAGACCCUACCAGCAUGCCAGGGACCCCGCAGACCCCACCGUGGAUGGCCAGGCUUUGCCCAAGCCAUGAUGCCAAGGUGCCGUCCUCCUGUCUGUCAUGUGGCACCGCCCUAUCCGUGAAAAGGGUCCCCAGAAAGCCCACCCCGCCCCGUUGGAGGGACCUGGAAGGCUCUGAGGCCUUACUUAGCUAUGAGCUGGAGCAGGAGGAGCAGGUCCUGCAGGAGAUCCUGGUCCUGUUGGACCCAAGCGGGAAUGAACCCAAGUUGACACCCGCUUUCCUGCUCAGCCUCUGCAUCCAGCACUCAGCCUCCGCCUUCCAGCUGGCACACUUCAGAAAGCUGCUGCUCCAAAUAGCCAACCAGAUCCAGCUCAUCAUGUGGGAGAAGACAAAAGCACUCGCCGCUCUCCAGCCAGAAAUGAGCCCCGGUGAUGGACAGCCGCCGGAGGCCGAGCAGCUUCACCUGCUCAGCAUGGAGGAGCUGAUCCCCGGUCUGCAGCCGCUGGUGCUGUGGAUGGCCAACGCCAUUGAACUGCUGCACUUCAUCCAACAUGAGGUGCCUCAGCUGUUACCGUGGAGACAGGACCAGGACAGGGAAGGCCUGUUGGACUCCGAGAUGCUCUCCACCCGGACAGCCUGUGAGGAAGCCAUGACGGUCCUAGAGGAAGUCAUCAUGUUUGCUUUCCAGCAGUCCGUCUACUACCUGACCAAGAGCAUGUAUUCGGCGCUGCCGGGCCUGCUGGACGGGAACCCGUUCUCGGAGAGCGGUCAGCUGCGAGUGCCUGACGGGGUCACCGGCAUCCUGGAGGUGCUGAAGGAGGCUUUGAAACUCCUGAACGCCUUUCAGGUGCACCCAGACAUCUCCUUGCAGCUGUGUGCCUACCUGUUCUUCUUCACCAACGCGUCGCUCUUCAAUGCCCUCAUGGAGAGAGGGUCUGGCGGUGGCUUCUACAUGUGGUCCAAGGGGGUCCAGAUCAGGGCCAACCUUGACCUGCUGAUGGACUGGAUUCAGAGCAUUGGUCUGGGUGACCUGGCCACCGAGUUCUUCCAGAAGCUCUCUGCUGCCGUCAACCUGCUGGCCACACCCAAAGAAACCCUCUUGCAGGCUUCAUGGACCUCUCUGAGGGUUGAGUUUGCCGCCCUGAACGCUGCCCAGCUGCACCAUAUGCUGAGGGAAUACAACGCCGGCAAAGCCUGCCCAUCUGGCUGGAGACCUCCACCUGAGGAUGCAGAGGACGCCACCAGGACCGCUGACAUCCUGGAGAGUUUCGACAACCACCCGCCUCUCAUCCUGCCCAGCAACACUUUCCACCUGGAGCUGGGCAAACCCAUCACUGAGCCCGCUCUGUUCGAACAGCUCGGUCAUCUGCAGGAGUUCAUACGCCUUCUUCCCCGCAGUGAAACCCAGACUGAACCAGAUCUGGCACAACAGACUCCUGAUGUGACGACUUCACCUUCCAUCAUGGUUUUCCAGGAUGCUACCCAAGACGUGGUCUCUGACCCAGUUACCUGCCCCUCUCCGAGGGCAGAAAUGGAUACCGAGUGCCCCGCACCGCCGUUCCAGGCCCGAGCCGUCGACCUUAGCGACUGUGAGGCGGUGCUGACCCAGAAGCUGAAGAACCUGGAGCUGCAGAACACCCUCCUGGGCCAGGCCGACUUGGUCUGCCAUAAGAGCCUGGCUCUGGACCCGUCUUGCUUGCUCACACCACCCAACACUCCUCAGGGCAUGGAGCUGGCCCAGCUGGAGGCGGACCUGCAGGAGCGAGCUCGGCAGCAUAAAAAAGCAGGCGGAUGCGGCGACGGGAGGAGUUCGGCGGACGCCAUCGAGGAAGACGGAGAGGACGUGUUCACGGUCGAGCUUCGGAGAGGGCCGCAUGGUCUCGGCCUGGCACUCGUGGAUGGAAUGAAAACACCCCUGAAAAUGAGCGGGAUCUACGUGAAGUCGGUGGUGCCCAACUCGCCAGCCGCCCUGUGUCAGAAACUGAGUCUGGGCGAUCGCAUCCUGGCUGUCAACGGCAUCAGUCUAGUUGGCAUGGACUACCACAUUGGCAGAGAGCUCAUUCGGUCAUCUGAAGACUCCCUCAGACUGCUGGUUGCCAAGAUUGACUCGGGAACAACAAGCAAAGUCUCCGUCACCACUAAAUGCUGAGGGCGGAGCGCUCCGUGACUCAUCGACUGCAACUGGACACCCUGAAUGAGACACGACCGGAGUCGUCCUCCCUGUCCUAACCCAUCUGGAUGCGGCUCUACAUUAGCAGUUUUCACGGGGACGUGUUUUACCACCAAAGAAAAAAAAAACGCGGACAUGUCUGAUGACCUCCCAUGUCUCAUUUAAGUCUCAUGUUGUGAAAAAAAUUGACUUUUAAUCCAAGCGAACCACCAAAGACACAAGACUGACGUUCCUCCUGCUCACGUCUUAUCUCAUGCACCACUGUGAACGCCAUCUCAUGCCAAAAUACUGACUGUUGGGAUUUGUUGGACAGCAGAGGGUUGAAACAAGUUUGCAGAACUAAGUCCUUUGUUUGUUGUCCUGACUUCCUGUUGGACUGGAAAAAAGUAGUUCUCCGUACUAAAACGAUGGGUUUGGCAAUGAAGAAAAUCACCGCCUUUCGUAAUGGACAGUUGUUAUUUGCAGGCAAACUAUUUCAAUGUCCUUAGGCCUCUGGCGUCAAAAGCAAGUAUACAGGAUUUGGUCUGAGGGUCAAAACCACGUUGCACUGCUGCACCAAAAUAAAAACACGCGUACCAAAAAAUACAAAAUAUACAUGCAUCAAUACAAAAUGUACAUCACUAAACUAUAUACGAGUUAUACAUGCAUCAUUACAGACUAUACCAUCAUCACAUACAGCCAUACAAACAGUUAACAGUUCAGUCCUACAUCUAUCUGGACUUAUUUCAGAAUUAUUUUUGUAUUCGUGUUAACUAUUAUCAUGGGUAUUUCAAAACUGUCUUACACCUAAAGUAUAUCACAGCAGGGGAACAUUUUAAUUGAGGCCUGUAGCACAAAAAAAGGGACCUUCCUAUCAUAGAUUUCAGGUUUUUACUUCAUAUCCUCAUGCAAAAAUUAAUUUCUGCACUAUCAAGCCCGCCACAAGAUUAUUUUUGAUUAUUUUGAGAUGCUAUAUAUAUAUAUAUAUACAUACA
Lampris incognitus (smalleye Pacific opah) is the source of this 5092-nucleotide messenger RNA. RefSeq names its product Ras association and DIL domains 2a (gene radil2a). The record is from RefSeq and is a predicted model, not a curated record. Bases 609 to 4097 code for a protein of 1162 amino acids. Gene Ontology annotation, molecular function: GTPase binding. The transcript has 16 exons. Gene Ontology annotation, biological process: substrate adhesion-dependent cell spreading; neural crest cell migration; signal transduction. Gene Ontology annotation, cellular component: microtubule. Lineage: Eukaryota; Metazoa; Chordata; Actinopteri; Lampriformes; Lampridae.